Cucumis sativus (cucumber) is the source of this 1259-nucleotide messenger RNA. Its product is annotated as zinc transporter 6, chloroplastic. The transcript has 2 exons. Gene Ontology annotation, cellular component: plasma membrane. Gene Ontology annotation, biological process: zinc ion transmembrane transport. Gene Ontology annotation, molecular function: zinc ion transmembrane transporter activity. The coding region runs from base 109 to 1113 and encodes 334 amino acids. The record is from RefSeq and is a predicted model, not a curated record. NCBI's taxonomy places the organism in Eukaryota, Viridiplantae, Streptophyta, Magnoliopsida, Cucurbitales, Cucurbitaceae.
AUUUAAUACCCAAACCCCUUCUCUACUCUCUCUCUCUCUCUCAAACCACCAAUCUUCAUAAAACUCCUACACUCCCUCUCUCUCUCCUCAACCGUUUUUUCCAUUUCCAUGGCCGCCGCCUGUCCCACCGACUUCACUCACGACUCCGCCUGUCGCGACGGACGCGCCGCUGCCCACCUCAAACUAAUCUCCAUCUUCCUCAUCUUCAUCACCAGCGUCAUCGGCGUCUCCUCCCCUGUUCUCCUCACUCGCUUCUUCCACGGCAAACCUCUCUACGACAAAGCCAUCCUCACCGUCAAAUCCUUCGCCGCCGGCGUUAUUCUCUCCACCUCCCUCGUCCACGUACUCCCUGACGCCUUCGACGCACUCUCCGACUGCCGUAUCGCCUCACAGCACCCCUGGCGCGACUUCCCAUUCUCGGGCCUCGUCACCAUGGUGGGCGCUCUCGUGGCGCUGUUCGUGGACGUGACGGCCACAUCACACGUGGGACACGACCAGUAUAAUCCCGUGGAGGAGAAAGGUGGGGAGGAGUCGGGAGGGGAGAUUGGGCUUCUGGUGGCAGGGGAGAGGAAAUCGGAGGAAACAGGAGGGGGAGGAAUUAUUGGGGAAGAGGAAUCGGUGAAGAUGAAACAGAAAUUGGUAUCGAAAGUAUUGGAAAUAGGGAUAAUAUUUCAUUCGGUGAUAAUUGGAGUAACGAUGGGAAUGUCUCAGAAUCAGUGUACCAUUAAACCGCUUGUUGCUGCUCUUGCUUUUCAUCAAAUUUUUGAAGGAAUGGGACUUGGUGGAUGUAUUGCUCAGGCAGGAUUCAGCUUCACAACCACAGCGUAUAUGUGUUUCAUGUUCUCAGUGACAACGCCAAUGGGUAUAAUACUAGGUAUGAUUCUGUUUUCAUUAACAGGUUAUGACGAUAGCAACCCCAAAGCUUUGAUAAUGGAAGGUUUAUUAGGAUCAUUUUCAUCUGGGAUUCUCAUAUACAUGGCUUUGGUAGAUUUAAUAGCCCUUGAUUUUUUUCACAACAAGUUGAUGACCUCAAAUCAUUGCCUCAAAAACAUUUGUUUUAUUGCCUUGUUGCUUGGCUCUACUUCCAUGUCCAUUUUGGCUUUGUGGGCUUGAAAGUCUUAAAAAUCCCCCCUCUUUAAUAUAAAAUUUGGUUGUAAAGGUAAUAUCAAUAUCAACAUGCAUGGAUAUCAUCUCUCUUUUCAUUUCGGUUUGAUUGUUUCAAAAGUAAUAUUGCAUUAUCGUAGGUUACUGGUUUUCCA